Molecule: messenger RNA, 2195 nt
Organism: Acanthochromis polyacanthus (spiny chromis)
Lineage: Eukaryota; Metazoa; Chordata; Actinopteri; Pomacentridae
Gene: thoc1
Product: THO complex 1
Exons: 21
Coding region: 73-2037 (654 amino acids)
Biological process (GO): mRNA export from nucleus; signal transduction; regulation of DNA-templated transcription elongation
Cellular component (GO): THO complex part of transcription export complex
Molecular function (GO): protein binding
Source: RefSeq, a predicted model, not a curated record
CAGUGCCCUCCCCCCAAUGGACGAGGAAACCGGACGUAGUUUAGCGUCAGUUCCGGUUCCGAAAGCGCAAAGAUGUCGCCGUCCGUGUUUAAUUUUAUCGACGCUAAAAACAAAUUUACGGCUUCUGCCAGACACGCCUUAAGUGGCAAAAGCAGCAAACCUUUAAUCAGUAUUUUCAACCAGAUCCCUGGCAAUGAGACGGAAAAGAAGACCACACUUGACCAGGCUUUGAGGGGUGUCCUUGGUGAUCUGAUUGUUGAGCAGAAGCCGAGCUGUGAUGACUACCUGUCUCUCAUUUACCUCAGUAUUGAUGCCGUUACAGAAGGUAUCUGCUCUGCUACAACCCCUUUCGUCCUGCUGGGAGACGUACUGGACUGCCUGCCUCUUGACCUGUGUGACAAAAUAUUCUCCUUUGUCGAAGAGAAUGUUUCCACCUGGAAAUCGAACUCCUUUUACACUGCAGGGAAGAACUAUUUAUUGAGGAUGUGUAACGACCUUUUAAGGAGGCUGUCCAAAUCUCAGAACACGGUAUUCUGUGGGCGAAUCCAGCUUUUCCUGGCGCGUCUCUUCCCUCUGUCUGAAAAAUCAGGUCUCAACCUACAGAGCCAGUUUAAUCUGGACAAUAUAACAGUCUUCAACAAAAAUGAACAAGAAAGCACCCUUGGUCAGAAGAGCACAGAAGAAAAGGAGGAUGGCAUGGAGGUGGAAGAAGGAGAAAUGGGAGAGGAUGAUGCACCUGCACCGUGUUCCAUUCCAAUUGACUACAACUUGUACAGAAAGUUCUGGACACUGCAGGACUACUUCAGAAACCCAGUGCAGUGUUUUGACAAAUUCUCAUGGAUGACAUUCCUGAAGUACUCAGAUGAGACCCUGGCAGUAUUCAAGAGCUUCAAGUUGGAUGACAUGCAGGCCUCUAAGAGGAAGCUGGAGGAGCUGAGAGCAUCCGGAGGAGAACAUGUUUACUUUGCCAAAUUCCUCACAAGUGAGAAGCUCAUGGACCUGCAGCUCAGUGACAGCAACUUCAGGCGGCACAUACUACUGCAAUACCUCAUCCUCUUCCAGUACCUGAAGGGUCAGGUCAAGUUCAAAAGCUCCAGUUGUGUUCUGAACGAUGACCAGACUGCAUGGAUUGAAGAGACCACUAAACUGGUUUAUCAGCUGCUGAGAGAGAUCCCUCCUGAUGGAGACAAGUUUGCCACCAUGGUGGAGCACAUCCUCAACACAGAGGAGAACUGGAAUUCCUGGAAAAAUGAGGGAUGCCCGAGCUUUGUGAAAGAAAGAACAGUAGAUGACAAACCUAAAAGACCCACCAGAAAAAGACAAGCUCCCGAAGAUUUCCUUGGAAAAGGGCCAGACCGCAAGAUUUUUAUGGGAAAUGACGAGUUGACUCGACUGUGGAACCUGAACCAGGACAACAUGGAGGCCUGUAAGUCAGACAGCAGAGAGUUCAUGCCAUUACUGGAUGAAUUCUUUGCAGAAGCCAUUGAGCAGGCCGACCCGGCUAACAUGGUGGAGGAGGAGUACAAGGUUGUGCGGAAUCCAAACUAUGGCUGGCGUGCUUUGAGGCUACUGUCCAGGAGAAGUCCACACUUUUUCCAGCCAACUAACCAGAAAUUCAAAAGCCUGGCAGACUACUUAGACAGCAUGGUCAGCAAACUGGCCAAGGAACUGCCGAAGGACAUUCCUUCUGAAGAGAUCAAGACAGGAGAAGAGGACGAUGAUGAUAAUGGAGACAACCUUCUGAAAGACAGCAACGACAGUCCAAGCAUUCAGAGCAAACUCGUGACAAACCAGCAGAUGGAUGACAUAGCAGCCAAACUGGGUGCUCAGUGGAAGAUGCUGGCGUCCCGCUUGGAGAUGAAGGCAUCAGAGUUGAGGGAAAUCGAAACAGACAGCGAAGAUGUUGACAUGCAGGCCAAACUGCUGCUGGUGUCCUGGCAGGACAGAGAGGGCACUCAAGCUACGGUGGAGAACCUGGUCACAGCUCUGAACGCUGCAGGGUUCUCUCAGAUUGCAGACAGCCUCACUGAGGCUUAAAUUUACUUUAAAUAAUCUGUACCUCCGUAACAUUGUUGCAGCAUCCUCUUUCAUACCAAAAAAAAUUGGAGAUUACAUUUUUUGUAUGUAGCAUAGGCUGGCAAUUUUUUCACUGUAGAAAAUCCAAUGUUUUCCUAAAUAAAGAAAACUGGACAUUC